Molecule: messenger RNA, 1883 nt
Organism: Cydia fagiglandana
Lineage: Eukaryota; Metazoa; Arthropoda; Insecta; Lepidoptera; Tortricidae
Product: odorant receptor 94b-like
Exons: 8
Coding region: 256-1326 (356 amino acids)
Biological process (GO): sensory perception of smell; detection of chemical stimulus involved in sensory perception of smell
Cellular component (GO): plasma membrane
Molecular function (GO): odorant binding; olfactory receptor activity
Source: RefSeq, a predicted model, not a curated record
AAACAUGUAUACUUAUUAUUUUAACAGCCACUAGUAAUAGUCACAUCCAGAUAAUAGCCUAUAAAAUAUUAUAUUACACGUUAUUACCCCAAUACGCCGUUAUCUAAUUCCAUGUUGACGUGUCGAGACUACAUAAUGAAAGUGCUUCUAGUUAACCUACCACCAGCAAUUCGUAACUUGGAUUUCCAACUAUAUGCACGUUUAGCAUUUUAGUGACCAUUUACAACAGUAAAACGCAAGGUUGUGGUCUUCGAAAUGGCUGAAUACGAAGGCGAAUUACUUUCAUAUUUGAGUUUAACUCCACAUUUGAAAGUACUAAGAAGCUGUGGAAUUUUCCCUUUGGACCCCAGUUCCUCGAACUUAAAAAAAAAAUUACACGGCUUCUACAUAUACAUCGGUUUCUCGUUGGUAAUACUGUAUACGCUGCUGCAGAUAAUUCACGUAUUUCAAGUGCGUGCUGAUAUCGAAAAAGUAAUGGAUGCAAUGUUUUUACUACUGACAUUUCUUGAUUGCAUCUUUAAACAAGUUAUGUUUAUGAAGAAACCUCAUAAGAUACUGGAAAUGCUUAAUAUUAUGAAGGGGCCGAGUUUCAACCAAGGACUAGAUGAGCAUCGGCCACUCCUCGUGAGGACAAUUAAUCAUGCUCAAUUUCUGCUGCGACUGUUUAACAAAAUUUGCAUAGUGACUUGUUUUCUUUGGAUCACGUUGCCCGUGUAUUUGCAUUUAAAAAAAGAAACAGUUGAAUUCACCAUAUGGGUGCCUUUUGACACCAAUGAAAAUUCAAAGUUUUAUAUUGUCAUCGGUUAUGUAUGGAUGCAAACUACGUGGCUAGGUUUAAACAAUUCAACGAUGGACAUUUUUAUUGUGUACCUGUUUGCACAAAUCAAGACUCAGAUUUGCAUUUUGAGAUUUUCGAAGAUAAAUGAGGAGAUAUUUAGCAGUGCUAUACUUUUCCAAUUUUUGAUUAGUGGUUGGAUUAUUUGCACCACCGCCUACAGAACAAUUAACAUGAAGCCUCUUUCCGGAGAAUUCGUAUCCAUGAUAUUGUACAUGAUUUGCAUUCUUUCGGAACUUUUCUUAUUUUGCUUUUACGGUAACGAGGUGGCUCACGAGAGCCGAAGAUUAAUGGAAUCUGCGUACUGCAUGCAAUGGGAGGAGAUGCCAGUAAAAUAUCGACGGUACUUAAUAAUUUUUAUGGAGAGAAUUAAGUGCUCUAUAUUACCAAAAGCUGGCAAGAUUGUACCACUCUCGAUCAACACUUUUGUUCAGAUUGUCAAGACUUCGUAUACAUUCUACACUUUCUUGAGUAAUUCAAAUGCAAACUAACAGAACGAGUUACGAGUACGUGCAAAGUGAAUAAAGCCUACGUAAAUGCUUGUCAAGUAACAUUUUUUUGUACUAUGAUAGUUUGCAUCGAGCACGUAUAUAAGCUUGAUUUCAACCUCUGCUUAUCUCAGUAUUUUAAAACUUUUCGCACAGCUAUUAAAUAUUUCAAAUGUAGAAGAAUAUUAAUUUAAUACCGACAUAUAUUUAGCGUUCAUGAGAGCAAAAAAGUUAUACAUAGAUACGAGUACCUGCUAAUUAAUAUUAUUUGCAUUAAUAUAAUUAUCUAUAUUUUCAUUAUCUUUCUACUUUCUAGACCACUUGUAAUGUAUACAUAUUUUCCUAAAAACUAAAAGAAACAGAAAUAUAAAUAAAGUACAAUUCGUAGAACUGUGCGAUUGGUAUUAUUUUUAGCUCCCGUAUCAACGUUCGCAAAAUUUCAGUAAAAAGCAGAAAAAAAUAUGGGAUAACUUUGCAGGCGACCUAGUGUGGAGGGAAUUUUGUUGCCGCCGAGCUCCGGUAGGUGUAUUGCUGUCUGUUUAUUUAGUUGUAUGGACUGU